ACACACAAAAAACGCGGAAAUCAAAACCCUGAUGGCCUGAUCCGAUCGAGCUCGCACACUCGCCGCCGACUCCGCCCCCAAAUGGGGCUCCUCAGCUCGCUGCCGCCGCACCGCCGGGGCGGCGUCCUCUCCGGCGGCUGGCAGUGGUCGUUCCUCGACGUCGUCUGGGCGGUCUUCCUCCUCGCCGUGGUCGUCUUCCUCGCGCUCGUCUUCACGCCGCGCCGCGGGGGCGGGGACCCGCUCUCCGUCGCCCGCUCCGGUGGCGCCGCGGCGGUGCCGCCGUGCGCCGCCUCGGAGGUCGACCUCCUCCCCUGCGAGGACCCGCGCCGAAGCUCCCGCCUCAGCCGCGAGAUGAACUACUACCGCGAGCGCCACUGCCCCGCGCGUGGCGAGGCGCCCGCCUGCCUCGUCCCGCCGCCCAGCGGCUACCGCGUCCCCGUGCCCUGGCCCGAGAGCCUCCACAAGAUCUGGCAUGACAACAUGCCUUAUGGUAAGAUUGCUGAAAGAAAAGGUCAUCAAGGGUGGAUGAAGCAUGAAGGUGCAUACUUUAUUUUUCCUGGUGGUGGGACUAUGUUCCCUGAUGGAGCUGAACAGUACAUCGAAAAGCUUAGCCAGUAUGUUCCACUGAAAACUGGUGUCCUCAGGACAGGUCUUGAUAUGGGAUGUGGGGUUGCCAGCUUUGGAGGGUUUUUGCUUAAGGAGAAUAUCAUGACACUUUCAUUUGCACCAAAAGAUUCUCAUAAAUCCCAAAUACAAUUUUCUUUGGAGAGAGGAAUCCCAGCAUUUCUUUUGAUGUUGGGCACACGUCGUCUUCCAUUUCCAGCACAGUCCUUUGAUUUUGUCCAUUGCUCCCGGUGUUUGAUACCUUUUACUGCCUAUAAUGGAUCUUAUUUGAUUGAAGUUGACCGUUUACUUAGACCAGGGGGGUAUCUAAUCAUAUCGGGUCCCCCUGUGAGAUGGAAGAAGCAGGAGAAGGAAUGGGAUGAACUUCAAGUAAUGGCAGGAGCUUUGUGCUACAAAUUGAUGACUGUAGAUGGUAAUACUGCCAUUUGGAAGAAACCCGCUGAGGCUUCAUGUCUUCCUAACCAAAAUGAAUUUGGCCUAGAUCUGUGUAGCACCAAUGAUGAUCCAGAUGAAGCAUGGUACUUCAAGUUGAAGAAAUGUGUCGGUAAAGUUUCUAUGGUGGAAGAAAUAGCUAUUGGUUCCAUUCCAAGGUGGCCAGAUAGGCUAUCUAAACCUUCUGCUAGGGCAUCGCUUAUCAACAAUGGAGCAAACUUGUUUGAAGUAGAUACUCAGAAGUGGGUGAGGAGAGUAUCAUAUUAUAAAAAAUCACUUGGUGUCAAGCUUGGGACCACACACAUACGCAAUGUCAUGGAUAUGAAUGCGUUCCUCGGAGGUUUCGCAGCCGCUAUAGUGUCUGAUCCUGUAUGGGUUAUGAAUGUUGUUCCUGCUCGAAAACCAUUGACACUUGGAGUUAUUUAUGAUAGGGGCCUUAUUGGGGUUUAUCACGACUGGUGUGAACCAUUCUCAACAUAUCCUCGAACUUAUGAUCUCAUUCAUGCUGAUGCAAUCGACUCCUUGAUAAACAAUCCAAUUUCAGGCACUAGCAGCAUGUGCUCCAGGUGCUAAAUUUUAGGUCCGGUCAGUUCACUCAUUUAUUUGUUUCAAUGGCUAGUAGUGCAAUGUGUGUUGCAUUUUCGGAAUAUACAGAAACCAUGGGCUUCAGCAGCAUGUGCUCCAGUUGCUAAAUUUUAGGUCCGGUCAGUCCACUCAUUUAUUUGUUUCAAUAGUCAGUAGAGCAAUGUGUGUUCCAUCUUCAGAACCUACAGAAGCUUGAGUUUGAGUAAGCAUCCUAUACCGUGAUCGAACUUGAAUUAUUUUUUAUAAAAAUCUAGUUAUGGUUGACUUGACUACUUGAGUGAACAAUUAAAGCACAGAGAACUGAAGUACUUUGGGAGUUGUUCCUGUACUAUUGUAUUGGCCUUUAGCAGCUCAUAGUACAAUUAACCACAGUCUUGCUAGAUUCAAGCAGAUAUAUUAUGCACGAAUAUUACCAUAGCCGUACCUUUAUGUGAUUAAUCUUACGAACGGCUCCAUGCGACUCUAUUUCU
This is a messenger RNA of Panicum hallii, 2111 nucleotides long. RefSeq names its product probable methyltransferase PMT13. Gene Ontology annotation, cellular component: endosome; trans-Golgi network; cytoplasm. The transcript is spliced from 7 exons. Bases 82 to 1629 code for a protein of 515 amino acids. Lineage: Eukaryota; Viridiplantae; Streptophyta; Magnoliopsida; Poales; Poaceae. Gene Ontology annotation, molecular function: methyltransferase activity. The record is from RefSeq and is a predicted model, not a curated record.